Molecule: messenger RNA, 3548 nt
Organism: Dinoponera quadriceps
Lineage: Eukaryota; Metazoa; Arthropoda; Insecta; Hymenoptera; Formicidae
Exons: 13
Coding region: 331-2748 (805 amino acids)
Source: RefSeq, a predicted model, not a curated record
UGGCCUAGCGCGUCGGAAGUUAAUACCAACGCGGCAUAUACUACUAGGCGGAUGACGUCAUAGCGCGAACAAUCAGGGAAACUCAUGAAACGCGCCCUGCUCGACUGGGCGUGUUUACUCCGACGCAGUCGACGAUCGAGCGUGUUUUCGAGAUCACCAGUGGAUCGAUAUUAGGAAGAAACGAGGAGGCGACUUGGGCGGAAAGGAAUCGAGGACACGCGUGUUGUUAAUAAAGUGUCUAUGAAGUGCUUACCGAGUGUCUCAAACAGCGGUAACGCGCGUUAGGAUCGAUUGAUUACGAAAACACGCGUCUUCUCCUUCGGAGAUACGAUGAUUACUCACACACGGACAAUGCUCGUUGUCGCCUGUUGCUUCUGGCUGGGCGUUGUCGUGGUGCUCGGCCAGUACGAGUGGCAAGCCCGCGACGCCUUCGAUGAGAUCCGCUUGAAAAUGGAUAAGAUUAACGAAGACAACUGCAUGAUACAUCAGCCCGAGGAGUUGUUUUUAUCGGAGGACACGGUGUCGCACCUGCCCGACAUCAAGGACGUCAAUAUCAAUCCCGUGUUCCCGAAUCGCACCGCUUUGCUGCACCUUCACAACGUGGCCCUGAGCAGAGCCUUCUUCUGGAGCUAUAUCUUGCAGUCGCGCUUUAUCAGACCCGCGAUCAACGACACCUACGACCCGGGCAUGAUGUAUUACUUCCUGUCCACAGUAGCUGACGUUUCCAGCAAUCCCUACAUCAACGCCUCUGCCAUUUAUUUUUCAUCCAACAUGUCCUACUCGCCAUCCUACAGAGGCUUUUUCAACAAGACCAUGCCUAGAUUUGCGCCACGUACCUUCAGGGCGGAUGACUUCAACGAUCCUAUACACCUGGAAAGAAUAUCCACCAGAAAUACGUUCACCGUAAAGGACCUUGGAGCGUCUCCCUCUAACAGCCUCAGCAAUGAUUAUACCACUGAUUUUUAUCGCAUAAAUGAAUGGUACAGGAAAUGGCUGCCAGAUAAUGUUGACUACAGGCACGACACUAAAACAACUUAUCAAGUCGAGAUCCGAUACGCCAACAACACGAAUGAAACGUUCACUUUCCACGGUCCACCUGGCGCCGAUGAAAAUCCUGGACCUGUGAAGUGGACCAGGCCUUACUUCGAUUGCGGCCGAUCCAAUCGUUGGAUAGUGGCUGCAGUAUCGCCUAUAGCAGACAUCUAUCCACGCCACACAGGCUUUCGACACAUCGAAUAUCCAACAUAUACUGCUGUUUCGGUGGUAGAAAUGGACUUUGACAGAAUAGAUAUAAAUCAGUGUCCCAAGAGCAACGGGAACAUCGGCCCCAAUAAAUUCGCCAAUACCGCGAGAUGUAAGAAGGAAACUACGGAGUGUGAGCCGAUACACGGCUGGGGCUUUCGAAGAGGAGGAUAUCAGUGCAGAUGUAGGCCCGGUUACAGGCUACCAACUGUCGUGCGACGACCGUAUCUCGGAGAACUGGUGGAGAGGGCUACGCAAGAACAAUAUUACAAUGGUUUCGAUUGCUUGCGUAUUGGCUGGAUUCAUAAGAUUCCGGCAUUGUGGGAGAGAGCGAGUCCUCAUAUCAGGGAAAAGUAUCUCGAACGUUAUUAUCAAUACAGAAACAACUCGACCGGUCCGUCUGCGCUGCGCGAAGAGAAAAUGAAUGUUUUGAAUGCUCUUAAUUUCAUCAAUCAAAUGGAUGCGAAAACUUGCAAGAAUUACGCGCCGCAAGAUCUGGUGUUACGCGGUGACAUCAGUUACGGUGCGAAGGAAUUCUUCGAAAAUGAGGCGAAAAUGGCGACGAGAUUGGCGAACUUUAUCAGCGCGUUCCUGCAAGUGUCCGAUCCCCUGGAGGUGUAUUCCGGCAAGAGGGUGACCGAUAAGCCGCUCACGGAAGAUCAGAUGAUGGGCGAAACGCUGGCUCUGGUAUUGGGCGACACGAGGAUCUGGUCGGCCGGGACCUUCUGGGACCGCAACAAGUUUACCAACCGCACGUUCUUCGCGCCGUACGCGUACAAGACUCAGCAGAACACGCGGAAAUUUAAGCUCGAGGACCUGGCUCGACUCAACGGCACAGACGAGGUGUAUACGAAGAACGAUUACUUCCGGACGUUGAAGGAACGCUGGGUCACGAACUUCGACCAGUUGGAGAAAUAUUACAUGAAGAUAAGGAUCCGAUUCGACGAGACCGGGGAGUACAUGAAGAAAUACGAGCAUUAUCCGAAUUUCUACAGGGCAGCAAACCUGGACCAUGGACACUGGACAACUCCGUACUUCGAUUGUAACGGCAAGGUGAAGCAGUGGGUAAUUACCUAUGCAUCCCCGUUUUUCGGCUGGGACAGCUUGAGGGAGAAACUAGAAUUCAAGGGUGUCGUAGCUGUUACCAUGGAAUUGCUUCAGCUAAACAUAGACCAAUGUGAUGAUAAAUUUUACCUACCAAACGCAUUCAAGGAUACGCACAAGUGCGACAGAAAAACGUCAUAUUGCGUGCCUAUUCUCGGCAGAGGAUUCAAUACAGGUGGAUACAAAUGCGAGUGUAAACAGGGCUUUGAGUAUCCAUUCGAGGAUUUAUUUACGUAUUACGACGGGCAGUUGAUGGAAUCCGAAUUUGAAAAUCUCGUUGUUGAUAAAGAAACGAGGUUCGAUAUGUUAAAAUGUCGAUUGGCCGGUGCUUCGUCGAUUCAAAGCAGUUGGGUCCUACUGUUAUCAGUCAUCAUGAUAUUCUUACCGGUUCAAAGAAGAUGAAUACGGAAUAACUUUAGUUAUUCGCAAGGCAAAGUAUGGAUUGUCGCAUUUUUAUACCAGCAUUUUUACACCAACUUAUAAUUCAUGCCGUCCAUUACAAGAGUAAGUUAAGAUAUAAACGUCGCUAAAUAGACGUAAGAAAAAAAAUUAUGAAUAGAUUAUUUAGUAAGAUUUUCUUAAUGCAGUGUUAAGUAUUAUCCACAUGGAAUAAUGAAUCGUAAUUUUUUAUAUGUAUCUACAGAGUGAUUCGAAGCAAACGUUUGUCCUUGAAAAAUCGUAUUCUUGAUUGAAUUCUAUGAGACGAUUUUUUCUCUGGCAAAAUUUUGGUAAAUGCUUUGUUUCUGAAUUAUAAUGAAAAACAAUAGUUUAUUACGAAUCCGACAGCCAGAAACGACGUUACAUAUAUAGCGUAAAUUAUCACUGUCAAAUACGUAAGCCUAUUAUUUUUCACUAUAAUUAAAAAUAAAACCAAAAUUUUGCAAGAGGAGCCUCAGAAUUCAAUCGAAAAUAAUACGACCUUUCGAGGACAAAGGUUCGUUUUGAAUUAUCCUGUAUAUAUUAACAUAAAUAUGUAUAACAUACAGAAUCUGAUUCUCAGUAUAGAAACAUGUCUACAUAAAUAUCUUUUUGAAAUUGUUUAUGAUGAUGUAGCAUUGAGAGCAAGAGAAAUAGAAUGAGAUUAAUAUAUUUAUCCUUUUAUUCGUUCAACCAUAAUCAUAUAAUAAUGGCAUCGAAGAGAUCUAAUGGUUGUACAACUAAUCCGUCCUGUGAUAGAUUAUAUUAGUUCAGUCUUUCUUAGU